AUGAAGCACAUCGUCAUACUCGGUAGCACGGGUUCUAUUGGGAAGAACACUCUCAGCGUUGUUGAAACGCAUGCUGACGAAUUUAAGGUGGUCGGUCUCGCAGCGAACCGAGAUGUUGAUACCCUUGAACAACAGAUUCGACGGUAUCGUCCGGCGUUGGUGGCUUUAAAUGAACCCACAGCGGCGGCACAACUCCGUGAACGGAUCCGAGAUCUCAACUGCACACAAGUACUCGCUGGCACCGAGGGACUUCAAACUGUAGCGACGAUGCCGCAGGCGUCCCAAGUCUUAGAUGGCAUGGGCGGAAGUGCGGGCUUGCUACCGACGUUGGCAGCGAUUAACGCCGGCAAGGACAUCGCUUUUGUUAAUAAAGAGGUAAUGGUGAUGGCGGGACCUCUUGUUAAUGCCGCUGUCGAAGCAAACGGUGUUAACUUGAUACCGAUAGAUGGUGAAAUGAGUGCCAUUUUUCAAUGCUUGGAGGGCGCGCGCGACCCGAAAGCAGAUAUCCAUCGACUUCUGAUUACUGCAUCAGGGGGACCGUUCCGAGAGGUGCCGAAAGAGGCACUCUAUUCCGUCACCCCACAGCAAGCACUCCGGCACCCGAAUUGGAAGAUGGGACAGAAAAUCACAAUCGACUCCGCGACAAUGAUGAACAAAGGGCUGGAGGUCAUUGAGGCGAAAUGGUUGUUUGAUAUAGAACUCUCGAAGAUUGACAUCGUCGUUCAUCCAGAGAGUAUUGUCCAUUCUAUGGUGGAGUGGACAGAUGGUUCCACACUCGCACAACUCGGACCCACAGAUAUGCGCAUUAUGAUCCAAUACGCUUUAACCUAUCCCCGUAGAUUCUCCACACCUGUGCCACGUUUGGAUUUGAUGGAGGCACGCACACUACGCUUUGAACCGGUUGACUUUGGGAAGUUUCCUUGCCUCUCGCUGGCGUAUACUGCCGCGGAAGUCGGUGGCACACUACCUGUGGUGCUCAGUAGCGCAGAUGAGGUGGUCGUAGAGGCUUUUCUUGAUACUUGCAUCGGAUUUAUGGAUAUACCCGCGAUCCUCGCGCGUGUGAUGGAUGCGCAUGAGGUGAUCUCCGACCCAACACUUUCGGAUAUUCUUGAGGUUGACCGGUGGGCAAAAUCAACAGCACGUUCAAUAAUAAAAAAUCACGUACGAUCAAAUAAAAAGUCGAUGGGCUGA
Molecule: messenger RNA, 1191 nt
Organism: Geodia barretti
Lineage: Eukaryota; Metazoa; Porifera; Demospongiae; Tetractinellida; Geodiidae
Source: the annotation of a GenBank genome assembly